AAAAAGGAAAACAAUUGUCUUAUUUCUUUCCUUCUAUUUCUUUUUAUUUUAACGUGUAAUUUAUUAAAAUUAAUCAGUAAAAGAAAAAAUGGGUGAUGCAGGCUUUUUUAAGGGUACAAGUGCCGAUCAAGAUAGUAGAUUUAGUAAUAAAGAAAAGAAAUUAUUAAAAUCCAUGUCUUUUCCUCCCGAAUUUGAUCAAAAGGUGGAUAUAAAAAAAGUUAAUUUAGAUGUUAUUAAACCUUGGAUAAGUAAUAAAAUUACAGAGCUGCUCGGACUUGAAGAUGAAGUUGUUAUUGAUUAUACUUGUAGUUUAUUAGAAGAACCUGAUUUGGAUCCUAAAAGAAUGCAGAUUAAUUUAACUGGAUUUUUGGAAAGCAAAACAAAAGAUUUUUUAAGUGAACUUUGGAAUUUAUUACUAAGUGCGCAAAACUCUGUAGGUGGUAUUCCAGCACAAUUUAUUGAACAAAAGAAAGAAGAGUUACGCAGAAAGAAAGCAGAAGAAGAAGAAAGAAGAGCUCAACGUGAAUCAGUUAUGGAUACUAUUCGUAAAAAGCAAAUGGAGGAAAUGGAAGAUUUGAGAGAAAGUGGAAGAAGAUCACGCCUUGAUGAACAUAAAAGUAGCAGAAGAUAUAGUCGAUCACCUUCUCGACGACAUCGAUCUCGUUCUAGAGAUGAUAGACAUAGUGGCAGCAGUAAUAGUAGACAUCACAGUUAUCGUGACGAUUAUUAUAGCAGACAUAGAGAUGAACGUAGCGAUCGACAUCGUGAUAAUGGCAGAUAUCGUGAUGAUGACAGACAUCGUGAAUCUAGAAGAAGUACAAGAAGAAGAAGUAGAAGUCCAGGAUAUUAA
Messenger RNA from Cokeromyces recurvatus, 850 nucleotides. RefSeq names its product PWI domain-containing protein. The coding region runs from base 89 to 850 and encodes 253 amino acids. Gene Ontology annotation, biological process: regulation of mRNA splicing, via spliceosome; mRNA processing. Lineage: Eukaryota; Fungi; Mucoromycota; Mucoromycetes; Mucorales; Mucoraceae. The transcript is spliced from 5 exons. Gene Ontology annotation, molecular function: RNA binding. Gene Ontology annotation, cellular component: spliceosomal complex. The record is from RefSeq and is a predicted model, not a curated record.